This is a messenger RNA of Trametes versicolor FP-101664 SS1, 1086 nucleotides long. RefSeq names its product lignin peroxidase VLG1 precursor white-rot fungus (gene LiP9). Gene Ontology annotation, biological process: response to reactive oxygen species; cellular response to oxidative stress; hydrogen peroxide catabolic process. Gene Ontology annotation, molecular function: heme binding; peroxidase activity. Bases 1 to 1086 code for a protein of 361 amino acids. Lineage: Eukaryota; Fungi; Basidiomycota; Agaricomycetes; Polyporales; Polyporaceae. The record is from RefSeq and is a predicted model, not a curated record. The transcript has 6 exons.
AUGGUUUCCAAGUUCUUCACCUCCCUCGUCUCCCUCGCUGCUGUCCUGGGUGCUAACGCUUCCCUGACGCGCCGUGUUGCGUGCCCCGACGGCAGGCACACCGCUACCAACGCGGCUUGCUGCGCUCUCUUCCCUCUCCGGGACGAUCUCCAGGCCAACCUCUUCGACGGCGGCAAGUGCAACGCUGAGGCGCACGAGUCUCUCCGCUUGACGUUCCACGACGCCAUCGCCAUCUCGCCGGCCCUGGAGGCGCAGGGCAACGGUGGAGGUGCCGACGGCUCCAUCACGAUCUUUUCGCACAUCGAGACGGGCUUCCACCCCAACAUCGGUCUCGACGAGGUUGUCGAGAAGCAGCGGCCUUUCCUCCAGCGCCACAACAUCGGUGUUGCUGACUUCAUUCAAUUCGCCGGUGCCCUCGGUGCGUCCAACUGCGCAGGUGCUCCCCAGCUCAGCGCCUUCGUCGGCCGCAAGGACGCGACUCGCCCCGCCCCCGACGGUCUCGUCCCGGAGCCGUUCCACACGCCCGACCAGAUCUUCGCCCGCAUCGCCGACGCGUCCUCGGGCGAGUUCGACGAGAUCCUGACCGUCUGGCUGCUCACCGCGCACACGAUCGCCGCCGCCAACGACGUCGACCCGACCGUGCCCGGCUCGCCGUUCGACUCCACCCCCGAGAUCUUCGACUCGCAGUUCUUCCUCGAGACGCAGCUCAAGGGCACCGCCUUCACCGGGCGCGGCCCCGUCCAGGGCGAGGUCACGUCCCCGCUGCGCGGCGAGUUCCGCCUGCAGUCCGACUUCGCGAUCGCGCGCGACCAGCGCACCGCGUGCGAGUGGCAGUCGUUCGUCAACAACCAGACUAAGGUCCAGCAGAUGUUCCAGUUCGUCUUCCACGACCUCUCCAUCCUCGGCCAGAACAUCGACGACCUCGUUGACUGCACGGAAGUGAUCCCGAUCCCCAGGCCCCUCACCACCAGGACCCACUUCCCCGCCGGCAUGACCCACCGCGACAUCGAGCAGGCUUGCUUGGAGACCCCCUUCCCCACCCUCCCCACCGACCCCGGACCCCGCACCGGCGUCGCCCCCGUGUAA